This is a messenger RNA of Phyllotreta striolata, 780 nucleotides long. NCBI's taxonomy places the organism in Eukaryota, Metazoa, Arthropoda, Insecta, Coleoptera, Chrysomelidae. The record is from the annotation of a GenBank genome assembly.
AUGCGGUUUACCAUCUACCAUUUGUUCAUUUUCGCCGCGUUUAUCUCACGAAUCCAAUGCUAUGGCCUCAUCAAGUCCCUAUUCAAAAAAAUCAACGGCAAACCGAGCUGCAGCUGCUCGGACAUCGUGCAGCCGGUCUGCGGCUCCGAUUCCCACACGUACCUCAACAUUUGCUCGCUAGAAUGCUCCCACAGGCGCUACCACAACGUCGAAAAAGUAUCAGACGGACCUUGCAACGACCCCUUCAAAAAUAAACACAAAAAACACAAGCACAGGGAACCCCAUAAGGGAUCGAUGAUGGACGAUUACUCCGAAGAGGAGAGUUUAAUGGAUCACCAGCACGAGUUUGGGCGAGAAAUGGCUUGCAGUUGCAGCGGAAUGCUGGAUCCCGUUUGUGGUACCGAUGGGGUAACAUACUUAAACGAAUGCUACGUGAAUUGUCGCAGGAUGGAGCUGCGAGGAGCGGGUGGUUUGCAGGCGAAAGCGAGAGGCUUCUGCAGGGACUACAUGGGUACUAACGAGGAGAAUAUCUUUCAGUAUUUCGAUUGCUCCUGCAUGCCCUACUACGAGCCGGUUUGCGGGUCCGAUGGAAGGACCUACCCGAACGGUUGCUUCCUGCAGUGCGUGAAUAUGUAUUAUCCGGAAAUUGUGCUGGUUGAUCAGAACGCCUGCCUCGAUAAAAUGGAAAUGAUCGUGCAGACGGGCAUGGGAAUGAACGCGGAUUACGGCGUUGUGAAUUAUAAUUUUAUGAACUUUGUACCGAACAAUCCUUUGUUUUAA